Molecule: messenger RNA, 7223 nt
Organism: Athene cunicularia (burrowing owl)
Lineage: Eukaryota; Metazoa; Chordata; Aves; Strigiformes; Strigidae
Gene: SORBS1
Product: sorbin and SH3 domain containing 1
Exons: 32
Coding region: 1-5148 (1715 amino acids)
Biological process (GO): cell-substrate adhesion
Cellular component (GO): cytoplasm; nucleus; cell-substrate junction
Molecular function (GO): protein binding
Source: RefSeq, a predicted model, not a curated record
AUGAAAGUGAUGAGAAUAGAUGUGGAGUUCUCAGGAAUAUGGGAAUUUGGUCACCUGAGGCUGGAGGAGUCAGAGGGAAGUGAAGAGCACAAAGAAAUUGAUAUUGCAAAAACUGUUGUCAAUGGGCUGAGCAGCAAUGGACAAGAAAAAGCUGUUGAUGUCCCUUUAUGUACACGCUCUAUUUCUGCCGUUAAAAUAAUCCCUGUGAAGAAAGUGAAAAGUUCUCCUCACCUAGUGCUGCCUACAGAAACAGAUCCCACUAAAGUCUGCAGCGGAAAAGGAGCUGUGACCCUCCGGGCAUCUCCAGCCUAUGAAGAGAACCAGAAGAUCACUUCACCAUGUCCUCAGGAUGUUGAGCCACCUGAAAAUCUGGAGCCAGAAAACCCAGGAAGAGAUGAUUGGAGCUCGUCAUCUAACACUGAUGCCAAUGGGGAUGCCCACCCAUCUUCUCUGGCUGCCAAGGGUUAUAGGAGUGUGCGUCCAAACCUUUCCUCAGACAGCAAGCCACAGGCCCUUGCUCCUCCCUGUCCUCCUCUUCCCAAAGAGGAGAGCUUUGCAUGGCGUCCUCGCACUGACACUAAAGUGACCAACCUGUUGCCAGUGCCCAUCAUGGACUGUGUGUACCUGAAUGCACCCAAGCCUUAUACGCAGCGUGCAUCACCAAAUGUCAGUGCGCGGUGUUAUUUCUCAUCACCUACCCCAUAUGGGGCCAUCCCCAGUGGUAAGCAAGGCUUGCCAGCAGGGUAUUCUCCCUCUUCAGGCACCAAAGAUGAGGUGCAUGCUGGGCAGCCACUCUUGGGAAGUUGCUCCUCGUCAGAUGCAUCAUCCAUACAACACAACCCUGACAGGGCAGAUCCCAGUAGUAAGGCUGGAAUGAAUUCCAGUCAUGAGAUGAAGGCGGAUAAAAAGGUCACCAAACUAUAUGUAGCUUGUUUAUCUAACAACACUUGCUCAGCCACAUCUGAAAAUUCCACUGGCACUGCACAUGAUCCAGCAGCCAGCACCAGUUUGGGCGCUGAGCUCACUCAGGCACCAGCCACCAACAUUGUUUCCUCUGUAACAGAUACUGGAAAGUCUCUUCCUGCUCCUCCUCCUCCUCCUAUUCCUCCCAGGCCGUACUUUUACAUUGUCCUCAGUAAAGACGCAGUUAGUUAUGGUGCGGGCCAGCCCUCCUGGACUCAGUCAUCACCUCCGCAAGCUGUGAGGGACAGAGUGCUAGAGCCCCAGAGCACAACUGCCACAGAGGACAGGAUGAGAAAAGAGCCCUACCUUACUCAGCAGCGACAGCCACCAUACAAGGCAAUGGGACGCAGCAUGGACCCAGGUCCUGUGCUAAAUGAAGUGCCCCAGCCUGGCACUGGCACUGACUAUCCAACCUUCACUUCAAUCAACAAGUCUUCCUCUGCCUAUCCCUCUACCACAAUUGUCAAUCCCACUAUUGUCCUCUUGCAGCACAAUCGAGAACAGCAAAAAAGGCUUAGUAGCCUGGCAGAUUCAGUGCCGGACAGACUAGUUUCUGAUAAAGUUGACUCAGCACUCAUACGGGACAAGCCAGCUCAGGAGCCAGUACCGAGUGAGAAGAGGACAAUGGAGGAGAAGAGAAGCAUUGGCAAGAGCCCUCAGCAAAUGGCUGAUACAUCUGUCGAUGAUAUUGGUAUUCCACUGAGGAAUACAGACAGAUCGAAGGACUGGUACAAGACAAUGUUCAAACAGAUCCACAAGCUAAAUAGAGACACUCCUGAAGAAAACCCUUAUUGCCCUACCUACAUAUUUCCUGAACUUCCUGAAAUCCAGCAAAAAAAUGAAGAAGACAAUCCUUAUUCUCCUACAUACCAGUUUCCUGCGUCUACUCCUAGUCCUAUCUCUGAAGAUGAAGAUUCUGAUUCAUACUCUCCUCGUUAUUCCUAUUCUGAGGACAGCAGAAGCCAGCUUUCAGUUCCCCGCUCCAAGAGUGAGACGGACAAUAUUGAUUCAGAGAAGGUUGUUAAGAGGUCUGCCACUCUGCCACUGCCAAACCGUACUUCAUCGCUGAAAUCAAGCCCAGAAAGGACUGACUGGGAGCCUCCAGACAAGAAGGUGGACACCAGAAAAUACCGUGCUGAGCCCAGGAGCAUUUAUGAUUAUCAGCCAGGGAAGUCUUCAGUUCUGAACAAUGAAAAGAUGACUCGGGAUAUAAGCCCAGAAGAGAUAGAUUUAAAGAAUGAACCUUGGUAUAAAUUCUUUUCGGAAUUGGAGUUUGGGAAACCGCCAUUUGUUCACAUGCCUCCAAAAAAGAUUUGGGAUUAUACUCCUGGAGAUUGCUCUAUCCUUACUAGAGAGGUUAACCAGACUGAUCUAGAAAAAGACCUCUACCUCUACCAGACUGAGUUAGAGGCAGAUUUAGAAAAAAUGGAGAAGCUUUAUAAAGCGCCACAUAAAAAGCCACAGAAGAAUACAGCAGGUGUUACUCCUCUGGAAACUUCCACAGACCAUUCUUCCUACUCCACAUAUUCACCUAACCAUGCAGUGAAGAGGGAGUCAGAAAUAGCACUGGGGGACCCUGCUGGCUUGGAGAAUGAAAGGCAGAUUUACAAGAGUGUACUGGAAGGUGGAGAUAUCCCGUUCCAGGGGCUGAGUGGUCUCAAGCGACCGUCUAGCUCUGCUUCCACAAAAGUGGAUCGUAAAGGUGGGAAUGCUCAUAUGACUGCACCCUCUUCAGUUAAUAGCCGAACCUUUAACGCUAGUCAUACCGGUAUGUUAGGUCACACAUGUAAACAUAAGAAGCCCUUAUCAGCUGCAAAAGCCUGCAUUACUGAAAUCCUUCCUUCUAAAUUCAAACCCAGACUAGCAGCUCCAGAUGCUCUUGUGCAGGACAAGAAGGGUAUAUUGCUGUCUCAUGAGAAAGCUCAAAGCUGCGAAAACCUUCGUAGCUCCAUUGCCUUGUUCGAUAAAAAAGCUUUCAUGGUAGACAUAGGGGAAAGCAUAGAAAACAUGUUGAUGAAGUCAAAGCAGGAGUAUGCUAUCAAAUCCGGCAGUACUAUGAGCCUGCAGGAGUAUGGCACCAACUCUAGGAAAGGCUACUUGUUCCCUGCCUCCAGGAAGAGUGGGAUGGAGUUUACAAUGCUGUAUAAAGACAUGCACCAGAUCAACCGGUCUAGGAUCCAUUUGGGCACAGUCUCCUCCUGCAGUGUGAGGGAUAUUGCAUCUCAGUUUGAGAAUGAAGCAAAGGACAGGAUGGAGCACAGCCUUAGUCGAGAGGAUUCAGAGCAGAUCCCCAAACACACCGUUUCCUCCCGUAUCAGUGCCUUUGAGCAGCUGAUCCAGAGAUCCCGAUCAAUGCCCUUGCUUGACUUUUCCACUGGACAAAGCAAAUUCACCACUUCUCUCCAGUCUAAGACUUGUUUGAGUUCUGCCUACUCUGCAGAGUUUCUUCUGGAUUUGUCAAAAGCACACCAAGAAGAGAAGGAUGCUGCCAGUCUGGCAGAUAAAUCCUCCCAUUCCUGCAGCAACGUGGAGGACACAACUUCAGAUCUCAGUGAUGCCAUCCCUAUGGACAUACUUUCAACUUGCACAGAUGAGAUAGAUCUCCUGUCAAAUGCAUCCAAUGACAGUGGCAGCAGCAGCAGCAACUUCAAUGGGCCUCAGAAGCAUAAAAUCAACAGAUGCAAAGGCGCUUGCCCAGCUUCCUAUACCAGGUUCACUACCAUCCGAAGGCAUGAGCAGCAGCAGGCCUCCAGGAACCCUGAAUCUAAAGUGGAUGUCUAUGGGGACAGACAUGUCCUCCCCAGAAAUGUCUACUUAAUGAGCCCACUCCCCUUCCGAUUGAAAAAGCCCUUCCAACACAAAUCCUGCAGGACUCCACCCCCAGACUGCCUGGGAAGCCCGGCAGUGCCCAGCCCUGAGAACUCAGACGACCCCAUACAGCUGCUGGGGAGUGUAGGAGACAAGAGUCACCACUCACAGCACCAACUGUGCUCCAGAAGCAGGCCUCUAGCCCCCAGGCGCCUGUCUUCCUUUGACAUUGUGGAGAGGCUUGGCUACUUCCCCACCAUGGGAUCUAGCCAAGAUAGCUUCAUGAGCCAGGCUGGCACUCCUGACUCCUUAAGCAAUGGGAACCCUGUUCCAUAUGCCCUCUGUCACAGCCUGGACACAAACAACAACCCGCAAAGUGAACUUGGGACGUACCUAGGAGAUUCAGAAUCACCAAGGCAUUUUGCACAAGUUGAUUAUAUGGAAACUCCAGAAGAAAUCAUCCGCAGACGGCAUGAUGAUAAAGAGAAACUUUUAGAGGACCAGAGACGGCUUAAACGUGAGCAAGAAGAAGCUGAUAUUGCAGCUAGAAGGCACACAGGGGUUAUUCCAACGCACCAUCAGUUUAUCACUAAUGAGCGAUUUGGGGACCUCCUAAAUGUAGACGAUACAGCAAAGAGGAAAUCUGGGUCAGAGAUGAGACCUGCUAGAGCCAAGUUUGACUUUAAAGCACAGACACUAAAGGAACUUCCUCUGCAGAAAGGAGAUAUUGUUUACAUUUACAAGCAGAUUGACCAGAACUGGUAUGAAGGCGAACACCAUGGCAGAGUUGGCAUCUUCCCACGAUCAUACAUAGAGCUCCUCCCACCAGCUGAGAAGGCUCAGCCCAAAAAGCCAUCACCAUUGCAAGUAUUGGAAUAUGGAGAUGCUAUUGCUAAGUUCAACUUCAAUGGGGAUACCCAAGUUGAAAUGUCCUUCAGAAAGGGUGAAAGGAUCACAUUGAUUCGACGAGUGGAUGAGAAUUGGUAUGAAGGAAAAAUCUCUGGCACCAGUCGCCAAGGCAUCUUCCCUGUCACUUACGUAGAGGUGCUCAAACGACCAGUGGUCAAGAAUGCCAUUGACUAUCCUGACCCACCAAUGUCCCUGUCCCCUAACCGCAGCAUGACAGCUUCACCACAGCAACCUCAAGCACAGCAGCAAGGAGCCAGCCCUGACAGAAGUCAAAUACCACGAGACAUAGUUAGCUACCAAGCCCUCUACAGCUACACUCCUCAGAACGAUGAUGAGCUGGAACUGAGGGAUGGUGACAUUGUUGAUGUCAUGGAGAAAUGUGAUGACGGCUGGUUUGUGGGUACGUCCAGGAGAACAAGGCAAUUUGGAACCUUCCCAGGCAACUACGUGAAGCUUCUGUACCUGUAAAAUAACAGUGAUCCCAUCCUGACUGUGGUGGGUUUGUUUUCCAGAUGGUGUUUUUAAACAGUGAAGAAACAGACAAUUUAUGAAUGUAAUAGACAAGAGACGAGAUGUGUUAGGAGGAUGUGGUUAUGUGGUACAGUAUUGAGUUGAAUGUGUAGCCCUGCUUCCACAAAUUCAGGGUGUGAUUUGUUUGCUGAAGAAGAGACAGUUUCUAGUUUACAGUGCUGCCUUUCUGUAUUCCUCUCCACUCUCCAGCAAAAGUUCUGAUGAUAAUCUUAAAUUUGUAUGGAGUAUUUACCUCUGAGAAGGCUUCAGGGAAGCACACGGUAUAGGUUUUGUUUGUGUGUUGAGAUAGGAUAGUGCUUUGGGGCAGUACACAGCCUUGCAGCUGCUCCCUUUCACUGGCACAAGGUUCAGGGAAGCCAGGCUUUCUUCCUGGUUUCUGCCUUGCUGAAGACUUACUUUGCUCUGCCUUCCCCUUCCAUAGAAAACCGUUCCUUCAUGUCACACACCUUAAGACCCAUCAGAGGUAGAAGACAGCUGAUAUGGUUAAACUGCAAAACUCUGUGUAGAAAAGGAGUUUGGGACUGGUGGUUUAAUCCAGAGAGUUCAGCCACAGCAUAAUGCAAACGCGCAAAAAUCCCAAACCCUUUAAUAACAUAUUGCCUAUUGCUGCCAGUUUUUUUUCUUUUGUGCAAGGGGGUGUGUGUGUGUGAGUGUACCGUGUGCAUCAAAACAAACUGAGUCCUGUUUUUUAAAGAGAAAUCCACCUGGCUUUGGCAUUUAUCUGCACAAUGGAUAGAAUUAAUAAACAGAACGUUGGUGAGAGCAAAUCCUGUUUGAGUCCUAUGGCCAUUCACUUUCUCUGCUCCUUCUGCCCUGUUGCUGGCCCUAAAGGAUGACACACUUCUCCAAGCAUACUCUUUGGGAUGAAGACUUUGCUUCUUUCCUGGCAUUAAAUCUUAGAGGCUCUAAUAAAUCUAAGCCACAUAUCACUGAGGGUGCCUUUUUUUUUUUUUUUGUUACAGUGUCAGUGGUAGGUCUCAAAUACAUGCAUUUUGGCUGUCUCUUAGUCAUAUAAAAAAAUCUAAUAAAUUUGGAAAGCUGUUCCCAGCAGUUAUUACCAGUUAUAGAUUCAUAUUUCCUUGAUGAAAAAAAACAUGGCUUGGCUGUAUGCUUGCCUGUAAAUCCACUAUGAAUACUCUUUUGAUAGACAUUUUGUUAUUAAGAAAAAGCAUACACAAAACCGGUUCUAUCAGACUCUGAUUCCUACAGUUACCAUACAAAUAGCAAAGGGUUCAAUUGCUAUUUUGUCAUAAGCCGUAUUUAAUAAUAUAAAAUGCCUAUUUUUAUGCUGAUGCUUUUAUACAGAUUUAUUAAGAGUAACUACAGCUAACUGUUAGCACAACUUGCAAUGUUUUGAUAAACUAGCCAUGCUCCUGGAUUUGAAAUCAAAUAGGCUUGUCUUCCACCUAGGUGGGUGGAAGAGAAGACUCAGUGUCUCAGAAGUUUGACUGUAAAUAUGUAUAUUUAACUUUGUACAGACAAUGUACUUACCUUGUAUAGAAAAAUAAUUUAAACACAUUGAGUGAAGGGAGGAAAAAAAGGCAGUUGUGAAAGGUUGGGAUUUUUUUUUCCACUUUUAUUUAAAUGAUGGAAUUCCAUGUAUGUUCACAUAAAGAGUUUUAGCACAAAAUAUCCAUUAUGAAAGGUUUUCAGAUAUGACACAAAGCACCACUGUUUCUUUUCUGCAGGAGCUACCUUUAAUCCUGCAUCUUAUUUAUGGAUUGUUUUUCUGCCUUGGGUUUGCCCUCCAGUUAUUUGCAGCAAUAUUUAGGCCUGUUGCUAAGAUUGGAUAACACCAAAUUAAUCUAUCCAGCAAAGUAACAUGAUGAUACUGACUGUAUAUAACAUACUUAUUUAAAGGUUUAUUUUUUGUUCUUGCUCUUGCCAUUUUAAGUUACACACACACACACACACACACAUAUACAAACUGCAACUUAUUUUUGUGUUGAUUUUCUGUUUCUUAAUGCAGUGGAUUACUAUUUGACAAUUAAUAAAUGGAAUUAUUGAAUUAC